Messenger RNA from Pseudophryne corroboree (corroboree frog), 501 nucleotides. Its product is annotated as fatty acid-binding protein, liver-like. Gene Ontology annotation, molecular function: fatty acid binding. The record is from RefSeq and is a predicted model, not a curated record. Gene Ontology annotation, biological process: fatty acid transport. The coding region runs from base 73 to 453 and encodes 126 amino acids. The transcript has 4 exons. Gene Ontology annotation, cellular component: nucleus; cytosol. NCBI's taxonomy places the organism in Eukaryota, Metazoa, Chordata, Amphibia, Anura, Myobatrachidae.
UCUCUGUCUGUCUGUGUCUCUCUGUGUCUCUCUGUCUGUCUGUGUCUGUGCAGCUGAGAAUCACUCUCCAAAAUGUCUUUUUCUGGAACCUAUGAGCAACAAUCUCAAGAGAACUUUGUGCCUUUCAUGACAGCCAUUGGUCUUCCAGAGGACUUAGUCGAGAGGGGAAAAGAUUUGAAGAGCGUGACGGAGAUUGUUCAGACUGGCAAUCACUUUGUAAUCACGAUUACUACAGGUCCCAGGGUCCUACGUAAUGAGUUCACCAUCGGUGUGGAGACGGAAAUGAAGACGCUGGCAGCUGAGAAAGUUAUGUCUACAGCUAAUCUCGUGGAUGGAAAACUGGUUGUACAACUGAAAGGAGUCACUUCGGUGGCAGAAGUUUCUGGAGAUCUUCUGAUCACUGUUAUGACGUUGAAAGACUUAGUCUACAAGAAUAUCAGUAAGAGAGUCUGAGAGCAUAGAAUUGUUAUUACUUCGUUGCAUUAAAUAAAAGUUUGAAAA